Molecule: messenger RNA, 798 nt
Organism: Auxenochlorella protothecoides
Lineage: Eukaryota; Viridiplantae; Chlorophyta; Trebouxiophyceae; Chlorellales; Chlorellaceae
Product: Gluconate 5-dehydrogenase
Exons: 4
Coding region: 1-798 (265 amino acids)
Molecular function (GO): oxidoreductase activity
Source: RefSeq, a predicted model, not a curated record
AUGUCUGGACUCGUCGGGCGUGUCGCUUUCAUCACCGGCGGUGCCAAGGGCAUUGGCCUGGCAUGUGCCCAGGCCCUGGGGCGAGGGGGUGCCAGGGUUGUGAUCGCGGACGUCUCGGCCGACGACCUAAAGAGCGCGGAGCGUGAUCUGGGGGCCGAGGGCAUCGAGUGUGCCAGCGCGGUCUGCGAUGUCGGCGACAGGACCCAGGUGGAGGCCGCGGUGGACUUCACGGUGAAGACUUUCGGAAAGUUGGAUGUCGCGGUGGCCAAUGCCGGCAUCGUGCGGGCGGCGGAUUUCCUGGAUCUCACAGAUGCAGACUGGGAUGCGGUCAUCCGGGUCAACCUCACCGGCGUCUUCCUCACCGGCCAGGUGGCCGCGCGGCAGAUGAAGGCGCAGGGGCACGGCGGCUCUAUCGUCAACAUCUCCUCCGUCAACGGCGUCAUGGCCAUCCCCACCAUCGCCAACUACAACGCCUCCAAGGGCGGCGUGAACAACCUCACGCGCGCCAUGGCGCUGUCCCUGGCGCCCCACGCCAUCCGCGUGAACGCAGUGGGUCCGGGGUCAAUCAUGACCGACGUGCUGCGACAGGUGGUGGCCGACAAGGCGGCCAUGGCCAAGGUGCUGUCCCGUACGCCCAUGCUCCGCGCCGGCGACCCCAUUGAGAUUGGAAACGUGGUCAAGUUCUUCGCCAGCGACGACUCCAGCUACAUCACGGGCCAGAUCCUCUAUGCCGACGGCGGGCGCAUGGCACUCAACUACACGGUCCCCGUGCCAGAGGAGGCGCUGGAGGGCCUGUGA